AUGGCCUCCCGACCUGCAGCAGGCGCCCGCCCCGGGGCGAAAUUCGCUCAGUUCAAGCUUGUGUUGCUUGGAGAAUCCGCUGUCGGAAAGAGUUCGCUGGUGUUGAGAUUUGUUAAGGACCAAUUCGAUGAUUAUCGGGAGUCGACAAUCGGCGCCGCCUUUUUGACGCAAACCAUCUCCCUCGACGAGAGCACCACGGUCAAGUUUGAAAUUUGGGAUACUGCCGGUCAGGAGAGAUACAAGUCGUUGGCUCCGAUGUACUAUCGGAAUGCCAACUGCGCUGUCGUGGUCUAUGACAUCACCCAAGCCUCAUCCUUGGAUAAGGCCAAGUCCUGGGUGAAGGAACUUCAGCGUCAAGCGAACGAGAACAUUGUGAUCGCCCUGGCUGGCAACAAGCUGGAUCUUGUCACCGAAAGCCCAGAUAAGCGUGCCAUUCAGACUGCCGAUGCCGAGGCCUACGCUCGUGAGGCUGGCCUCCUCUUUUUCGAAACCUCUGCCAAGUCCUCGACGAAUGUGCGAGAAUUGUUCACGGCCAUCGCGAAGAAGCUGCCACUCGACCAGGCCGGCCCCCGGAACCUGCGGACAAACCCACGCCCCGGAGUCGACCUGCGGCCUGAGGCCCCCGGCACCCAAGGUGCUCCUCCAUGCAGCUGUUAA
This is a messenger RNA of Penicillium cataractarum, 657 nucleotides long. Its product is annotated as Rab family GTPase. Lineage: Eukaryota; Fungi; Ascomycota; Eurotiomycetes; Eurotiales; Aspergillaceae. The transcript is spliced from 5 exons. Gene Ontology annotation, molecular function: GTPase activity; GTP binding. The record is from RefSeq and is a predicted model, not a curated record. The coding region runs from base 1 to 657 and encodes 218 amino acids.